This is a messenger RNA of Knipowitschia caucasica, 1974 nucleotides long. Lineage: Eukaryota; Metazoa; Chordata; Actinopteri; Gobiiformes; Gobiidae. The record is from the annotation of a GenBank genome assembly.
AUGCCGCACAGCUUCCAGCCCGGGGACCUGGUCUUCGCCAAAAUGAAAGGAUAUCCCCAUUGGCCAGCUCGGAUCGAAGAUGUGGUUGACGGGGCAGUGAAACCACCUCCAAACAAAAUACCCAUUUUCUUUUUCGGGACACAUGAAACUGCAUUCCUUGCUCCAAAGGACCUAUUUGCCUUUGAGAAGUACAGAGAACGUUAUGGGAAGCCUAACAAAAGGAAAGGAUUUAAUGAGGGUUUAUGGGAGAUCCAAAACAAUCCACAUGCUUCCUAUAGUGCUCCUCCUGCGCCCGCCAGUUCGUCUGAUAGUGAAGGCAAUAAUGCUGGUGGAGGAAGUGAAGAGGAUGAAGAAGAAGAAGAGGAGGAGGAUGAAGAAGCAGCAGCUCCAGUGCCUCAGCGAGCAGAAUCAGCAAGUGAUGUGGAUUCGGAUUCAGGCAGUGAAGUUCGGGGACGGGGAGGAGGAGCUAAACGCAAGCCACCCGCUGCAAAAAGGCCGCCUCCACCCAAAAAGGCUCGCGGUUCUUCUAGUGACCGAAAUGACACUGGCUCUCCAUCUGAAUCUGAGCCCACUCCAUCAGACUCAGACUCUGCUAAAAACAGUGACCAGGAUUUCACACCAGAGAAGAAAGCUGGACGAGGUGGAAAGAAGGUUGGAGGUAGAAGAAAGAAAAGGGCCUCAUCAGGAUCGAAUUCUGACUCUGGAUCAGCCAUGGAGAAGAAGGCGGCCGACAGCGAUUCCGACGACGACAAGCCGCGGCCUGCUCUCUCUGGCUCCGAAUCACAGUCUGGAUCUAAGUCCGACUCAGACUCUGAUCAACCUGCAAAGAAACCGCCACCGGCAGCACGCAAGAAAGCAGCAGACAAACCGCCUCCGAAGCCCCGUGCACGGAAACCUAAGCCAGCUCCAGCUAAACGAGCCCCCACCUCAUCAUCUGACAGCGACAGUGACAGCGAACCAGACCGUAUCAGUGAGUGGAAGAAGAAAGAUGAGGAACGGCGACGAGAGCUGGAGGAGCUCAGGAAAAAGGAAGAGGCCGAGGAGAUCCGUCGACUGCGCGAGCGAGAAAAGGAAGAGGAUGAUCAGAGGAAGAAGGACAAGGACAAGGACAAGGGAAAAAAGGGCAGCGACAGCAGCAGUAGUUCAGACGAAGGGGCGGACGAUCACCCUUUGAAGAAAUCCAAAAAACCUCCUCCACCACCCAUUCCGGCUCCAUCUGACUCUGACUCUGCCCCUGAGGUGAAAAAGCCACCCAAGAAGACUGACAAUCAGAAAAAAGAAAAGCUAAAACGGGAGAAGGAGAAAAAGGAAAAGAAGGAGAGGGCGCUAAAAGAGAAAAAGGCCAGACGAUUGGAGGAAAAAUCCAGAGCAAGGUCAAAACCCGACAAACCAAAACGCAAACCAGAGAGGCCGCCAGAGAAGAAAGUUGAAAAGAAAAAGGAACCAUCUCCAGAAGAACAGCUGCAGAAACUCCACUCAGACAUAAAGUUUGCGCUUAAAGUGGACAACCCAGACAUAGACCGGUGUCUACAAGCCUUACGGGAACUUGAAAACGUGCCAGUCACCAGCCAAAUUCUCCACAAGAACGCAGAAGUGAUCGCUACAUUGAAAAAGAUACGACGGUAUAAAUCAAGUGCUGCAGUCAUGGAAAAAGCUUCAGAAGUUUACAACAAAUUAAAACUACGCUUUGUUGGUAAAGGAGAGAUGCCGAUUAAACCAAAAACGGAAGACCCCACAAAUAAUGAAGACAUAGAAAACAAUGAGCCAACUCCACUAAAUGGCAACUCUGUGCAAAAUGAGGAUGCAGAAAAGGACAAUAAUCCCAAAUCGCCUCUUCAGGAAGAAAACAAUGACCACCACUCUUCCAGCCCAAGACGGAGCCCAGACAGUCCUGCUGAGCCACAUUCACCGUCUUUUGAGGAAAAGGACAACUCACUUUCUGCAGAGAUGGAGCCAGCUGCUGUGGAAAGCUGA